Messenger RNA from Aricia agestis (brown argus), 1904 nucleotides. RefSeq names its product probable ATP-dependent RNA helicase DDX55 homolog. The transcript is spliced from 7 exons. Gene Ontology annotation, cellular component: nucleolus. Lineage: Eukaryota; Metazoa; Arthropoda; Insecta; Lepidoptera; Lycaenidae. The record is from RefSeq and is a predicted model, not a curated record. Bases 99 to 1895 code for a protein of 598 amino acids. Gene Ontology annotation, molecular function: ATP binding; nucleic acid binding.
UGUGUGGUUCGUAAAUCGUAAAUCUGUAAUAAAAUUACAGUGCAAAAUGCAAACUUAGUGUAAAAUAUAAACGCUACUAAUUUAAUAUUGAAUUGAAAAUGGUGAACAAAGAGUGGUGUAAAGUUUCUCCGGCCCUGUCGGCGCCGGUGUUAAACUGCAUCAACAAGCAAGGUUUCAAAACGAUGACUCCUAUCCAAGCCGCCGUGAUUCCUCUCAUACUAUCGUGUAAGGACGUCGUGGCCGAGGCGGUGACCGGGUCGGGCAAAACCCUGGCGUUUGUGGUGCCGAUGCUAGAAAUGUUAAUCAAAAGACAGAAGGACGAGCCUCUGCGAAAGGAUUUUGUUUAUGCUGUUGUGAUAUCGCCGACGAGAGAACUGGCCACACAAAUACACAAGGUAAUAAACGAGUUCCUACAAGAGCCUGAGCUACACCAUGUGACAUUGGCCUUACUAGUUGGUGGGCGUCCCAUAGAGGUGGAUGCUGAGAGCAUGCAGAAGGGGGCACAGAUUGUCGUGUGCACACCUGGACGUUUUCAAGACUUACUAGCAGAGAGAAAACAUCUCAAUCUUCCAGGACGCUUAAAGGAUUUGGACUUCCUAGUGCUGGACGAGGCGGACCGUCUCCUGGACCUGGGCUUCAACGCGACGCUGACCACGAUAUUUCAGUACUUGCCGCGCCAGAGACGGACCGGCCUCUUCUCCGCCACGCAGACCAAGGAGCUGCAGGACCUCGUGCGCGCCGGCCUGCGGAACCCCGUGCUCAUCAGCGUCAAGGAGAAAGCCACGAUCAGCACCCCCGUCAACCUGAAGAACUACUACAUCAUCGUGGAGCCGCAGGACAAGUUCCUAGUGCUCCUGAACUUCAUCCGCAACCGCAAGAUUCUGAAGGGCCUGUUCUUCCUGCCGACGUGCGCGUGCGUGGACUACUGGGCGCACGCGCUGCCGGCGCUGCUGCCGGGCGUCAGGCUGUUCGCGAUACACGGCAAGAUGAAGCACAAGAGAACCAGGGUGCUGGACCAGUUCCGAGCCGCCGAGAACACGAUAUUGCUGUGCACUGAUCUCAUGGCGAGGGGUCUGGACAUCCCGGCGGUGGACUGGGUCCUGCAGUGGGAGCCGCCGGCGUCGCCCGCGGCGCUGGUGCACCGCGCGGGGCGGGCGGCGCGGGCUGGCGCGCCAGGCUGCUCGCUGUUGCCGCUGCUGCCGCACGAGGACGCCUACGUGACUUUCAUCAGGGCCAACCAGCGAGUCGAGCUCAUCGACUGGAGGGACUCCGGCGAGGAAAUCAAGAUCACUGAUAAACUUAGGGAGAGGGUGCUGUCAGUGCUGCACGGCCUGCAGCUGUCCGACCGAGCGCUGCUGGACCGCGGGCAGCGCGCGUUCGUGUCGGCGGCGCGCGCCUACUCCGCGCACGAGGCCGCGCUGCUGCUGCGGCUGAAGGAGCUGCCGCUCGGUCACGUGGCAACAAGCUACGGUCUACUAAAAUUGCCGCGCAUGCCGGAGCUCACUGAGGAGCACCGCGCGCAGUUCCGCGGCCCCACUGCCACCAUCGACUUCAACGAUAUACCCUACAGAGACCCGCAGAAGGAGGCCAGCAGACUGCACAAGCUGAAGGAGUAUAAAGAGACCGGGACUUGGCCCAGCAAGAAGAAAAAGAAGAUGGUGAAGACGCAACCUUGGGAGCAGUCCCAACAGAACAAAGACGCGAAGAAGGAGAAGCGGAAAAAGCGGAAGGAGCUGAAGCAGCGGAACUCGGAAGCGGGGAGGGGGCGGAAGCGGCGCGCCGUGACGCAGGCCGAGCUGGACGAGCUGGCCGCCGACGUCGCGCUCAUCAACAAGCUCAAGAAGCGCAAGAUCACCGCGCAGCAGUUCGACGAGCAGUUCGAUGGAGAUAAAUGAUGUUUAUAA